UUAUUUACAUGUUUCAUGUAGAAUAAGCUAAUCAAGCCUCCCUACUCCCCCUUUAAAAUGGGACCUUCCUCACUCCUCAGAGCCCCAAGCAUCCAACCUCACACCUACUUCAGCCAUCACCACUCCCGCAUGACCUCGGAGGUCGGCGAGCCCCCUCGUGACCCUCGCUGAGCACUUGGAGGAGGAAGAGUCUACUUCCUUUAAGUGCUCGACGCAAACUGUUCUCUGAGGAGGUGGGAGAGAUGGCCGGGCUUUCCUUGGACCACCCUUGGGCAUUCACCAUUGGCAUCCUUGGUAAUAUCAUCUCACUCAUGGUGUUUCUUGCGCCACUGCCAACAUUCUAUAGGAUGUACACAAGGAAAUCCACUGAAGGGUUCCAAUCGGUGCCAUAUGUCGUUGCUCUGUUCAGCUGCAUGUUAUGGUUCUGCUACGCAUUCCUCAAGACCGACGCAUAUCUUUUGAUCACCAUCAACUCGAUCGGGUGCGCUAUCGAGACAGUAUACAUAGUCAUAUACUUGACGUAUGCACCGAAGGUGGCAAAGAUAUUUACCGCAAAACUGGUUCUGCUUGUGAACGUGGGGAUGUUUGGGUUGAUUCUUCUUCUCACGCUGCUGCUAGCAGAGGGCUCCAAAAGAGUUGGGGCGUUUGGAUGGAUCUGCGUGAGCUUCUCCGUGAGCGUCUUUGUGGCUCCCCUGAGUGUCAUUAGGCUUGUGAUGCGAACAAAGAGCGUCGAGUUCAUGCCCGUCUCGCUGUCUUUCUUCCUCACGUUGAGCGCCAUCGUCUGGUUCGCGUACGGUUUACUGACCAAAGACAUUUACGUUGGGCUGCCGAAUGUCGUGGGAUUCAUCUUUGGGAUCCUUCAAAUGGUGCUCUACGUAGCUUAUAGGGACAAGAACAGGGUCGCCAUCGAGCACAAGCUGCCCGAGCACAUCAUAUCGAUCGCGAAGCUUAGUGCUGAGAAGGCCUCCGAGAUCUAUCCCAUCGACUCUGCCACACCGGUAGUCCAUGAUCAAGACAAGGUGGGAAACGAAGGCCAGAAGGAGCAAGAACAGGGCGGCGGUGCAGAAGAGGCCAAGGGAGGCAUGGCAGCUCCUCAAAGGGAGAAUGAGGCGAACAGUGUUGAGGUCUGACUGCCCAUUAAUUGUUGGAUGGAUGGAUGGAAGGGAAUGAAAGGAGCUACGUUUGAAGAAGAGCCACACAAAUGUUCGCUUGUUCUCUCUGUCAUCUCUUUCGGUUACUUGACUUUGUUCUAUUGCGAAUUAAUGAGGUGUUGUUGCAUUGGCUUCUCUACCGUCAUGUUUUAGUUGAGAGACUUAUGUUUGGUUGCAGAUUGUGAGGUGGGCGCAGGUGAGUUGGAUAUGUAGGUUUAUAACGUGUAACCAUGAUUCUA
Messenger RNA from Musa acuminata AAA Group (dessert banana), 1390 nucleotides. Its product is annotated as bidirectional sugar transporter SWEET14-like. Gene Ontology annotation, cellular component: membrane. The transcript is spliced from 6 exons. Gene Ontology annotation, biological process: carbohydrate transport. The record is from RefSeq and is a predicted model, not a curated record. Lineage: Eukaryota; Viridiplantae; Streptophyta; Magnoliopsida; Zingiberales; Musaceae. Gene Ontology annotation, molecular function: sugar transmembrane transporter activity. The coding region runs from base 243 to 1130 and encodes 295 amino acids.